CCAAUUGUCAGAUGCUGUACAUAUGUAGUAUACGUAAUGAUGAGCGCUUGCGCAGUUCCACACAAAUUCCCGUUCGUUUUCCAAAUCAUGUGAAUGCCAGCGAGUAUGUAUAUACCUAGGUAUGUAGUCCGGGAAAUACCUUCGGGAUGCCUGAAAGCCAUCUGUUUGUGAUAUCAGAAUAUCGAUAUAUCGUCCUGGUAGCUCCACAGGUAUCGAGUGUACCACGUCGUUGAAUCCAACUGAAAGCAGGUGUCGUUGGAAUAAACAAUCGAACUUGCUCUCGCAUAUAUAACUUCCUACUGUGAAGCACAGGCUUUCCCAGUUGUCGUCGCUUUAAGCAUUGCAAGUUGUGACCAGGUCGAGGUUCUAGACCACCAUCGCCCCAACUUGAAAGGCAGGGAGAGGGAAAGCCUCCGUGCUCCCCUGUUGCCAGGCUGCCGUAAGCCCCACCCUAAGUGUGAUCCUGAUUCCCGGGUUCUGACGCAGCUUGAGCCUUGUUGUGCCGUUUUUUUGCUGUUCCUGAGUCAUCGGUCAAGUUCCGACUCGGAUGUUUUUUUUUGGUGGUGUCUGAAGUGCAACACCAAGAUCCCACUCGAUCCCGACCACAACCCCACCACCACUUGCGACCCCACUUUGUCUUCUCCUCUUCACACCACACAAUGCCGCCCAAAGGAAAGAAGGGGCAGUCGAAUGACAAAAAAGGGGGGGAAGAUGACCGCGACCAACCCCUCCAAGCGGUGAUUCUGGCCGAUCCCUUCGAGACUCGCUUCAGUCCCUUCACUCUUGAGCGCCCGAGGUGUUUAUUACCCCUCGCGAAUACCCCGCUCAUUGAGUACACGUUCGAAUUCCUAGCCAACGCCGGCGUCGAGGAAAUUUUUGUAUACUGUGGCGCACACAAGGACCAAGUGGAAGAGUACAUCAAGCGCUCGAAAUGGACAUCGGCUCGUUCAUCACCCUUUUCCAGGCUCGAGCUUAUCCAGUCCACGUCCCAUUCUAUCGGCGAUGCCAUGCGCGAUCUCGAUUCGAGGGGCCUGUUGGUGGGGGAUUUCCUACUGGUAUAUGGAGAUGUCGUUAGCAAUGUACCAUUGGAGAGUGCGCUGGCUGCCCAUCGCGCACGCCGCGCAAAGGAUAAAAAUGCUAUCAUGACAAUGGUUCUGCGGGAGGCGGGCACGACACACAGGACAAAAGCGCAGGGUACGAGCCCCAUAUUCGUCAUCAAUCCCACCAAGGAUCGGUGCCUACAUUUCGAACAGAUGCCCAACAAGGAACAGACACAUCGCCUCUCACUAGAUCCCGAUCUCCUAAAGGAAAACCAGGAGCUCGAAAUUCGACAGGACUUGAUUGAUUGCGGCAUAGAUAUUUGCACACCGGAUGUCCUGGCAUUAUGGAGCGACAACUUCGAUUUCCAAGCACCCCGCAAGGGAUUCCUACACAGUGUCCUGAAAGACUACGAACUGAACGGCAAAACUAUUCACACCCACAUCGUCUCGGAUUACUACGCCGCAAGGGUUAGAAACCUCAACGCAUAUGAUUCCGUGAGCAAAGACAUAGUAUCAAGGUGGGCCUAUCCAUUGUGUCCCGAUAGCAAUCUUGUCCAAGGACAGUCAUACCGGUUAGGCAAAGGCAAUAUCUACAAAGAGGAUGGUGUAAUUCUAGCUCGCGACUGCGUCCUCAACUCCAAAACAGUUAUCGGAAGAGCAACUAGCAUUGGCGAUGGAAGCGUUAUUUCUAACAGCAUCAUCGGUCGGUAUUGCCAUAUCGGCAAGGGUGUCAAAAUUGAUGGAGCAUAUAUCUGGGACUAUGCGAGUAUUGGAGACGGUUGUGUUAUCAACAAGUCUGUGAUCGCCAACGAAGCGUACAUUGGGAAGAGAUGUACUGUUGAGGCUGGUGCGCUUGUUUCAUAUGGGGUCAACAUAUCUGAAGGAACGACCAUUCGUGGUGGCUCGCGCAUCACCAAGAUAAAGCGAAGACCCGAGGAUGGGCAAGAGCCUCUACAAGGAGAACCCGAUCCCGCCGUGGUAGGCAAAGGAGGUGUUGGUUUCGAAUACCAGGAUUCAGAAGAGGAGGACGAGGAUGAGGUUGUAGACAGCCUCAUCCCUAUCGGUCCAGUAUACAAUCUCGCUCACCUCUCACUUUCCUCAGAGUCCAUAUCGACGCUCAAUUCCGAUUCGGAAGCAGACUAUUUCGAUCAGGGACGGGAUCGAUCGGCUGCGGGUAGUUUCCUGUCUGUUGGAUCAGAAGAUAGCGGACACGCCCACAACUUUGACCAGGACGCAUCGGCCAGCAUCUACGAUUCACUGGUUGAAGGGCACGAAUCCGCAAACAUACAGCUUGAAUUGACGGCCCUACGAAUGAGCACCAACGCCUCCGAUCAUCAAGUUCGACGUUCAGUGGUAUCCGCCUUUGUGAAGCGCAUAGUCCAGCUCAUCAAUUCAGGAACCAGUAUACGCGAAGCCAUCGCACAGGUGUUUGUGCAACAUAAAGAUCUCGUGGACCGGUCCAUUUUCGACAAAAAUGCAGCGAGCAAGUCGGAUCAGAUAGAUUUUAUGCUGCUACUGCAAGCGGAUCUGGCUCACCGAGACCAUGGAGAGUCGAUACUUUUGACGGCCGCCACCAAGCUAGUGGAGCUGGAAACCAUUGAAGAUACUGGAGUCCUGCAGUGGUGGGAAGAUGCAAAGAGUACGGAUAAUGAGGAGCUGAGGAAGGUACGGGGGAAAACACAGCAGCUGAUCGACUUCCUCAACCAAUCUUCAGGGGAGGAAAGCAGCGAGGAGGAAGAUGACGAUGACGAAGAUGAUUCCGAGUAGACAAAAAAAAACAAUGAACAUAUUAGCGGUGCAUGAGUAUCCAAGUCUGUCUUUGCGC
Messenger RNA from Periconia digitata, 2865 nucleotides. NCBI's taxonomy places the organism in Eukaryota, Fungi, Ascomycota, Dothideomycetes, Pleosporales, Periconiaceae. The record is from the annotation of a GenBank genome assembly.